AUGGACAGGUUCACAUACCUUCGAUCGUCGCUAACUGGCGAUGCUCUUCAAGAGAUAAGCUCCGUCGAACUUUCUGCUGCCAAUUACCCGGUGGCGUGGACUGCACUUGAAGAUCGCUACCACAACCAGAAGCUCAUCCUCAAGCCAUACCUGGAUGCCAUCUUCAGAAUUAAGCCGAUGCGGAAGGAAAGUUUCGAAGCGCUGAGCCAGCUUAUCAGCGACUUCGAGAAAAACCUUCAGAUGCUGCAGAAAAUGGGGCAGAACACCGACGGCUGGAGCACGAUUCUAGUGCACAUGGUUUGCUCAAGGUUGGAUGGAGUCACGCUGCGAUUUUGGGAAUCGUCGCACAACUCCAAGGAAGUGCCUGCCUACCGGAACUUGAUAAACUUCCUGAAGAAUCAUUGUGCGGUUCUUCAAUCAGUUGGAUCGAGUCAUUCAGUCUCCGCCGAUUUGAAGAAGCCGAAGCUAAGUGUCAGCCAUUCCUCAACGUCCAUUGGUCGGUGUUGCUUUUGUUCCGAACCAUUUCAUCCUGUGUUUUCGUGCAAGCGGUUCAUGAAGCUGAAGAUCUCGGAGCGGUACGAUGCAGUGCGGAGAAACGGCCUGUGUAUGAACUGCUUAUCGUCAGGUCAUUUUGCCCGGAACUGCAGCAAAGGUUCGUGUCGUCAAUGCGGGAAGAAGCAUCAUUCCCUCCUCCACACAGAGAUGAACAGUGCCAGCACGAAGUCAUCCGUUCCACAGACGACGAAGAGACAACCAAGUGAGCACCUCUAA
Armigeres subalbatus is the source of this 771-nucleotide messenger RNA. RefSeq lists its product as uncharacterized. NCBI's taxonomy places the organism in Eukaryota, Metazoa, Arthropoda, Insecta, Diptera, Culicidae. Gene Ontology annotation, molecular function: nucleic acid binding; zinc ion binding. The record is from RefSeq and is a predicted model, not a curated record. The transcript has a single exon. Bases 1 to 771 code for a protein of 256 amino acids.